Molecule: messenger RNA, 1893 nt
Organism: Physcomitrium patens
Lineage: Eukaryota; Viridiplantae; Streptophyta; Bryopsida; Funariales; Funariaceae
Product: protein PHOSPHATE-INDUCED 1
Source: RefSeq, a predicted model, not a curated record
AAGAACAUGGGUUUCCUGAAAGAGUGGCGACCGUUCCUCCCUCCCUAACUCUCACUUUAGCCUUCCACUCUCGAGCUGCACUCAGCGCUCUUUGCUACUUGUGCCUGACACAGCCCUCUCUUGUAGCGAAACUACUUGUUCUCUACUGCAUUUCGUCUUGGACCCGUCCUUCAGGCCAUUCCUGAUCUCCCCUUCCCGUUGGAUCUCCAUCUCUACCAGGAACCUUCAGAUUGAGGAGUGGAGCUAGUACAAGAAGAUAACCAGUCCAGCUGAGCUGGCUCACGGUUUUCACGAUCAUUGACCCCCCUAAUGACCGCGCUCAGUCUGAUGGCAGUUAGAAACAAUGCUGUCCGGUACCGUGCUGCCGCGGACAUCCUCCUAUUCGCACUUAUCGUGGUAGCAGCAGUGGCUGAAGCUCCAUCCGCAGAUCCCAAUGCAACCUCUGAGGAAGACAGAUGGGUUCACGCAUCCCGUGCACUUCCAUUUCAUUUGUUUGUGAAAAGCACCCUCCACGUCAACAGCAAGUUUCUCGUUGUGGAUCAAGCCCCCGACGUCAAGUACCACAAUGGACCCAUUUUGACAGGAGAUAGGAGAUCUACCCUCAAAGUGCAUGUGGUGUUCUACGGAUCUUGGAGCCGAGCCCAAAAGGCUAUCAUUCAAUCGUUCUUGAGCUCUUUCUCUGCUCCUAAGGCAGCGAGGAAUUUUCCAACUGUCCAGGGAUGGUGGGCAAUCACCAGGGGAUUCAAGAAUACCAGGAAGGUGUCUGUCGCGCCGUAUGUUGUACUCGGUAGCCAGGUUCACGACUGGAAAUACAGUCUAGGUAAGAGAUUGAAGCAGACAUACAUCGAGAAGCUAGUGGUUUCAUCACUUAAGAAUGGGUUGGCGCUUGACGCUUCUGGUUUGUAUAUCGUUCUCACUUCUCAGGAUGUUAGCGUCCAAGGAUUUUGCAGCUCCUUGUGUGGCACUCAUUCCGUUAUCCCUGCACAAACGCUCAGCAAAAUGAACAAGCUUCCAUAUGUGUGGGUUGGUAACUCAGCCAAGUUCUGUGGUGGAUACUGCGCAUGGCCGUUUUUUAAGCCAUUGCCAGGAACUGGAUUUGAUGUUCCCCCGUUGAAAUCCCCUAAUGGUGACGCGGGAGUGGAUGGAAUGAUCAUCAACAUUGGAGCCAUGAUUGCCGGCGCUGCCACUAACCCUUACGGCCGCGGGUACUUCCAGGGCGAUCCCGCAGACCCUCUGGAGGUUGCAGGAGUAUGCGCAGGAAUUUAUGGAGCUAACUCUUUCCCUGGAAUGCCCGGGGACCUCCUCAAGGAUUCUCGCGGUGCUAGCUUCAAUGUGUACGGUGCUAACCGCCGUAAAUUCCUUGUGCCAUGGAUGUACAGUCCAAGGACCAAGCAGUGCGCGGGUCAGGCAUAACUUGCUCCCCACAAUAAUACGACGCGUGAUUCGACCGACUAAUGCUUUCGUUUGCCUUCUUGGUGACCCAAGGCGUUCUGCGCGCCACAAUUUAGUCCUGGUGAAUGGCAUGUGUAGAUUUGUUAACAAUCCACUACAAUUUUUCUUUUUUCUCUUUUUUUUUUUUUUUUUUUUCAUCUCUGUCCCCCCCUCCCCCCCAAUGUGUACACGCUUGGAAGUAGGACUAUUACUUGGUGUUCGCCCUUAGCAAGUGUGGGCUGGCUAUUUUGCUAACUUCCCCACAAAGCAAGACUGGACUACUCUUAGCCGUUUCCAUUAGAAAGACCUGGCUGAUUGUCGCCUGUCCAAUGUGAAACGCUGUCAGAUCAAUGCAUAGUGAACUCUCUGCAAGUUGAUGCAAAGCAUACUCUGCGCAAGAGCAAAUCAUGGUUUCCUUAAGUAAUAAUUAUUCGAUGCGUUAUGCAUCAAACUACAAACCUA